Molecule: messenger RNA, 1908 nt
Organism: Arxiozyma heterogenica
Lineage: Eukaryota; Fungi; Ascomycota; Saccharomycetes; Saccharomycetales; Saccharomycetaceae
Gene: BYE1
Product: Bye1p
Exons: 1
Coding region: 1-1908 (635 amino acids)
Biological process (GO): DNA-templated transcription
Source: RefSeq, a predicted model, not a curated record
AUGUCUUUGCCUUUAAGAGUAUCAAAAAGAAAGAAUAAAGGGAAAAAUAAAUAUAUAGAAGCUUUAUUAAAGGAAGAAAAUGAACUAUUGACUGUAUCAAAUAAAAAUAACCAGAAGUUUAAAAUAGAUAGAGGUUAUAUUGUGUAUUGUAAUGUUUGUAAUACUACUGAUGAUAACUACGAUGAAUUGACUGAUCCAUUUGGUGAUAUGAUUCAAUGUGAUAGAUGUGACACUUGGCAACAUAUUAAUUGUAUUUUAAAAAAUCAAAGUCAACCAAUAGAGAAGUUUUUCUUAGAUGAUAACCAAUAUAUUUGUAAUCAAUGUGAUCCAACACGAUACCCACAUCUUCUAUCUCUUAAAGUUAAUCAUACUAAUAACAAUAAUGAAAACAAUACAAUAACCACUUCUGCUGCUGCUACUACUAUUACUGCUACUACUACAACUACUAACACUACCAGUACUAACAAUACACUAAUUACAUCUUACAAUGAUCUUAAAGAUACAAAUCAAAAUGUUCAAAGUAAUACAGCUAUACAAGAAGAUGAGAAUGAAAAUAAUCUUGAUAUUUUGGAUGAAAUUUAUGAAAAUGAUUUUGAUACUGAAGAAGAAGAAGAAGAAGAAAAAAAACAGAAACAAAAACAAAUGCAAGGGAAAGAAGAGACGAGAAAACACAGAAACAAAAGGACAGCAGGUACAAAGAAAGAUUCUAUUUCCUUUACCAGUAAUAAGAAACAAUCAAAUAUAAAGAAUACAAAAACAGCAUCAUCUAUUGAUAACUCAACACCAGUAAAGAACGUUUUUAGUAGAAUAAGAGAAAAUGCUUCUAAAAUGUUUAUUAACCUAUUUAAAGAUUAUAUAAUACCGGAGACAAUUCAAAAUAAUGAAUAUAACUUACCAGAAAAUAUCACUGUCGAACAAAAGGCACAGGAAAUGGGAAAAUCAUUAGAAAAGUUCCUUUUUGAUUUUGUCAAUGAAGGAAAACCAAUUAUGAUUAAUAAAAAGUUGUAUUCUGAAAAAGUUAGAAUAAUCUAUUCAAAUGCCAAAGACAUUAAAAAUUUGAAAUUGAAAUGCAAGAUCAUGAACGAUGAAUUAUCCUUAGAAGAUUUAGUUAAAUUAGAUUCCUCACAACUGAUUAACCCAGAUUUACAAUCUUUUAAAAAGAAAAUUGAUUCAAAAGUCAUGGAUCAAGUCGUUUUCGAAGUUCUCUCAGAUAAACCGAUUUAUAUAAAGACACAUAGAGGUGAAGAAUUGAUGGAAAGGUACAGUUCCGAUUCAAGUGCUAAGAACGUUAGUUAUGAUACAAAUGAUAACUUAGAAAGUGAUUUUAUAAUAAAGAAUCGUACUAUUAAAGUGCAUAAUGAUGACAAUGAUGAUUCUCAUAACAGUACCGCUUCUCAUGAAGAAAAUAAAACUGAAGAAGCAGAUUCAAUUCAAAAAAACAUAUUUUGUCAAAAAGUAAAUAUUAAAAUACCAGAAAUCUUAUCUUCACCAUCACUAAUGAACAAUGCUAUAUACUUAUCUUGUAGCAAUCCAAAUUUGCGUCAUCCAUACAAGGAAUGUCUCUUGAAUGGAAACCUAACGGUGGAAGGUAGAUUAACGACAUCUAAAGCAUAUACAUAUUUAAAUGAGGUUAAAACCUCUCGAAAUAUUCUUGCGUAUUAUUUGAAAGACUAUUCAGUCCACAAUUAUGCUGAACUUGUUGACUGGAUGCUACUAAACGAUAAAGUUUUAGGUAUAAAAUGUCCUAAAAUUUAUGUUAAAAAUAUAUAUCUUAUUGCAAGUAAUAGCGGUGAGUAUCCUCCAAUCAUUAAUGAAUUGUUUCCUGAACAAAACUUUUCAAGCAUGAUAAAAUAUUCUGAACUAAAAUUAUUUGUAUUAGUAGUUAUAAAACCUGAAUUGAUCCCCUAA